AUAGACAACUAGUGUCAAACUUAAAAAGUUAGAUUGUCAAGUCUCUAGUCUGUAUUUGUUCUUCUAUUGCAAUGACAUUUGGUAUGGACAGAAUAUAGUUUUUCAUCAUGCUUAACCGCUUACUUAUUUUCCUAAUAACUAUUAAACAACUUAACAUGGUGUCAGAAUAAGUAUAUAACGUGAUAAAAAAAGGAAUAUAUGUGAGAAAGUUGUAAAAUGGCUACGAACGAUACCGUAUCCGGAAUAAAGCCGCCUGCUAGCCUACAAAUUGACUCGGACAAGUCGACGUCAUGGAAAAAGUGGUUACAACAGUUCGAAUGGUAUGCAAUUGCUAUUCAACUCGAUAAAAAACCAGCUGAAGUCCAGGCAGCUACAUUUAUGGCAGUAAUAGGCCCAGACGCGAUCGAAAUCUACAACAGCUUCAAUCUUAGCGACGCAAAUAAAAAUAACCUCAAAAUUAUAAAAGAAAGGUUUGGGGAAUAUUUCACACCUAAAACAAAUAUAUCAUUCGAGAGGUACAUAUUCUUCAAGAUCGAACAAAACGAAGAUGAACACUUUAACGAAUUUUUAACCAGAAUAAAAACUCAAGCAAGCAAAUGUGAGUUUGACAAUUUACUUGACGAAAUGCUAAAAGACAAAAUAGUAUUUGGAAUUAGAUCAAAUCAGAUAAGAGAGAAAUUGUUGACAGAAGACAAACUAAACUUGACAAAAGCUAUAGCAAUAUGUAAAACUUGUGAAGAAGCCACAAAACAACUGGACGAGUUCGAAGGUAAAAAUAAAGUCUUAUCACUGAAAAACAAAAGUCUCAGAAAUAAACAAAAUGAAUAUUUUGACUGCAAAAGAUGCGGUACAAACCAUAAAAGCAGAGAAUGCCCAGCUUUUAAUAAACCAUGUGCAAAAUGCAAUAAAAAUGGACAUUUUGCCAAGAUGUGCCAUACACAAAAAAAAUAUCAGAUUAAACAGAAAAAUAGAGUGAAUGCAGUAGAAGAAAGCUCAAUUAGUUCUGAAGAUGAGGUAUACAUAUCAGCUAUAAAUGCUGGUGGAAAUAAAGACUGGACAGAAAAGAUACAAGUUGGUAAUGUGCAAUUUACAGCCAAACUAGAUACAGGAGCACAAUGCAAUGUGUUACCGAGACACUUGAUAGACAAAAUAAAGGCAAAGCUAAAACCAAGCCGCACUAAAAAUUUAAUAAGCUACACUGAAGAUAGACUGGCAGUUUUGGGUGAAGUGGAGCUAUUGUGUACAAUCAAAAAUGAAGAAAGUAACAUUACAUUCAAAGUAGUACAAGAAAAAGUUAUACCAAUUCUAGGACUAGAUACCUGUGAAAAAUUGGAAUUAAUCGCUAGAGUCAAAACAUUGAAGGAAAGUGAAUGCGAAGAUGAUGUGUUCAACGGUUUAGGCUGUUAUAAAGAUUAUGAGUAUGAUAUUGAUCUUAUAGAGAACCCAAAACUCGAAAUCAUACCACCAAGACGUAUUCCACAUGCCAUAAGAGAUGAGGUGAAGCAAGAACUCGACAGAAUGGUGAAGUUAGAUGUCAUAAAGCCACAGAAGGAGCCUACUCCUGCGGGCACAUUGUUUCAGAAAAUGGACUAGAAGCAGACCCUGAAAAAGUAAAAGCCAUUCAAGAAAUAAAAACACCAACAAAUAAAACUGAGCUACAGAGACUACUAGGGAUGAUUACGUAUCUAAACAAAUUUAUUCAAAACAUGUCAGAAUUGACAGAUCCAUUAAGAGAUUUGCUACACAAGAAUACAAUCUUCACAUGGGAAGCCCAUCAAGAAGAAGCUCUGAACAAAAUAAAACAUGUUUUACAGAGUCCUCCAGUAUUGAAACUAUAUGAUGUUAACAAACCAGUAACACUAACUGUAGAUGCAAGUUCAAGAAACCUUGGAGCAGCACUUCUUCAAGAAGGACAACCAAUAGCCUAUGGUGCAAGAGCGCUGACUAAAACAGAACAGAAUUAUCCACAGAUUGAGAAAGAAGCACUUGCUAUACUGUUCGGAUGUAAGAAGUUUCAUGAAUAUGUAUAUGGCAAAGAACUGACAGUGGAAUCAGACCAUAAGCCACUUGAGACAAUCUUUAAAAAAAAUAUACAAUCUGCUCCAGCGAGACUGCAACGCAUAAUAUUCAAUCUUGCACCAUACUCGCCAAAGGUUAUAUUUAAAAAAGGAAGAGAAAUACCCUUAGCAGAUCUCCUCAGUCGAGAUUGCGAUACAUCUAAUCUGAAAUAUGAACAAGAAGACAAUUUGAAAAUUGCAGUUAUACUACCUAUGUCAUUAAACGCUAAAGAAGAGUUAAUUACAGCUACUAAGGAAGAUCCACACUUACAGUUACUUCUAAAAACAAUAAUACAAGGAUUCCCAGAAAAAGUCAAUGAUCUGCCUACCGAACUACGACAUUAUUUUAACUUUAAAGAAGACUUAAGCUAUCUCAACGGAAUAAUCUUCAAAGGAAAUAAAAUAAUAGUACCAAAAUCACAGAUUGCUAAAAUGUUAAAGAAUAUUCAUCAAGGACAUCUAGGUAUAAAUAGCUGUUUAAGAAGAGCACGGCAAUUUCUUUACUGGAAAGGACAAUAUGACGAUGUCAUAAGACUAGUUAAAACCUGCUCUGUCUGUGAACAAACUCAGAGAGAUAACAUUAAAGAUAUAGUACUAAUUAAAAAGAUCCCUACACUUCCAUGGCAAAUAGUUGCAUCAGAUUU
Messenger RNA from Aricia agestis (brown argus), 2701 nucleotides. RefSeq lists its product as uncharacterized. The transcript is spliced from 2 exons. Gene Ontology annotation, molecular function: zinc ion binding; nucleic acid binding. The coding region runs from base 217 to 1593 and encodes 458 amino acids. Lineage: Eukaryota; Metazoa; Arthropoda; Insecta; Lepidoptera; Lycaenidae. The record is from RefSeq and is a predicted model, not a curated record.